Molecule: messenger RNA, 3458 nt
Organism: Alosa alosa (allis shad)
Lineage: Eukaryota; Metazoa; Chordata; Actinopteri; Clupeiformes; Clupeidae
Exons: 17
Coding region: 304-2757 (817 amino acids)
Cellular component (GO): early endosome membrane; intracellular membrane-bounded organelle
Molecular function (GO): phosphatidylinositol binding
Source: RefSeq, a predicted model, not a curated record
UUUAACAUAAUUUUCUUCCGGCCAUAGUCCAUCGGUAGUUCCACCUUAAAAUGCGAAGAAGAGAGAGAGAGAGAGAGACGAUAAACGAAUAAUGAUUAUAUGUUUGCAGAAAAAAGCAGCAGAUUGACUACAGCGUAUUUUUUUGGAAAAUGUACUUGAAGCGUUUCCUCGUUGCCACGGCUGUUGGCUUCAUGUGGUAUUUUUCAGAUUACGGAGAAGUUACUCUCCAGUUAGGCGUGUUUAUCUGCGUUCUUUUGUCUUUUAAGCUCUUCAAAAGGUCUGUUGAAUGUAGUACACAGACAGAUGACUUGGCUGAAAAUUCACCAAAUCAGGAGGGAAUGUUUUGGACAAAACCAAGACUACACUUUCUUCAAGAAUGAAAUAAAUGAGGAGAAAAUAUGCAGUUCUGAUGGGAGCAGUAUGAUCAGUACUAAGGAGGAAUCAUCACAUGGGUUACAAUAUGUAAAUGUUAAGAGAUCUCUUCAAAAAGUGUUUGAGUGUGCAUAUGAGCAGACAUUCGUUCCUUGGUACAAUGUACCUGAGGCCAUCACCAGCCAGCCACUGCAUGGAGCUCUCAAGACUGAGUUUGACCUGUUUGUUGAUCGGCUCAUCAGUAGGGCACGAGGGUUUGAUCUUUGUGCUGCAAGUGUGGGGUGCAUUCGCAUCCUCAGCCAACACCUGCAUAAUGCAAAGCAGUCUAAAGGAGCCCCUCUGUUCAGCUCCCGAGCAGAGGAGAUGAGAGUCCUCCGGGUGUUUUCUGAAGCCCUUGUGCGGAACCUCCUCCCGGAGACCCUGUGGGACCUUGAACUCUACCGCUGUAUUUUAAAUGAAGUAGUUGCUGUAAAAGUGUUAGACCUUCUAGUGACUUGGCUCUCGGAUCCAGACAAUCUUAACCAGCUGAUAGUGAGCCAGCUGGAUGGAGUGGCCGUCGGCCGAUCUGUGGAGGACCUGUGUGAGUCCGAGAGAGAGGACGGUGCCUCCUCAUCCGAGUCUGAAGACGCUGGAGCCUCAGCAGAUGAUGCAGAGGAUAUCUCCAGAAAGAGAAAGAAACCUGGUAAGAAAUUAAAAGAAGGAUGGUCAAAAUUUCUUGAAAAAAUGAAGUCCAAGAAGGCCAAGAAGAAGGAGCAGGAGCUGAUCUUCAAGGCCCUAGAGCGCCAGAGUUCAGCUUCCCCUGAGGAUUACUGUAAUGCUGUCAGCAACAAUAAGGGCUCUGUCAGGAGUGAAACAGACUCUGAAAGUGAGGGCAGUGACUUCGAGACCUACCUUACAAGUGUCCAGGAGGACAUGAUGGAGUUUAAGUUGUCUUAUGAGAUGUGGAGAGUGGGUAACUGGAAUGUCACAGUGAAGAAUGUUCAGCGAGAGAGUGAGGAGUUAUGUUUCACAGUUCAUCUGGAAGAACGAGACAACCCUGAAAAUCUGCACUGGGAUGUGAUGAAGACGCAAACAGACCUCCUCUUCUUCCAUAGCCGAUGGCAGGACAUGUCAGGUCUGCCAUCGGUUUCUGCCAUAGUUGAUGACAAAGGGAGGGAUCUGGAUGAAGCAUUUCAAGAAGAAACUAAGACCACUUUGCAGACUUUUCUUCAGGAACUGGUUUCAGAUUCCCAGUUUGGCCACAGUCAGCCAGUGUUUCAAUUCCUGUGUCCACUGGACAAGUUGCUGAGCGAGGAGCAACCUUGUGGCGGAGUGUGGGGUCUCGUCAGUGGCAUCGCCUACUUCCUGACUCCUUCAUACGAGGAAGAGGAGCACUUUAGCCCGAUUGCAGAGGCUAACACAGAGGACAUGAAGACUACAGUCAUAAUGAAUAAGCUAGAGGUUGUGAAAAAUGAAGUGGAACAUACUGAAGGAGACUCUAAAGAACCUCAUCACACCAGCCUCAAUAGUAUGUGUCCUACCAAUGCCAGUAACACUGACCAGGUUGAAGAGAUUGAACCUACACGGGCCGAUGACGGCACAUCUGAAGGGUUAGAGGAUGACUGUGAUCAACCCGGAGCCAUAAUCAGCGGGCUCUCCAGUAUCACGGAAAGUUUUGAUGAAUUUCUGGCCAAAGCUAAAUCUGUGAUUCCCAAAGUGCAUCAUACAAUAAUCAAUCAAAAUUCAGACUCUUCGGUGUUAAAUGAUUCUUGGUCUCAUCUGGGGAACAAAACAAGUAAAAGGGACAACAUUUUACAAAAAAUGUCUGCUGGGAGGCACAAGAGCAAAGAAAAAGACCAAGGCUGCAUAGCAAAAGAGGACUCGCAUACUCAGAGCCAUUUGGAGAAAAACACUAACCAGUCUUGGGAACAUCUGGAAGCUACUAAAGCCAUAUUUGAUUUGCUGAAAGAAAUAUCUGGUAAUUCAUUUAUCCUCAACAUAUUUGAUGCUAUUUUAAAACCAGUUAUGCCUUUGGUGAAGAAGAAAGUGAAUAGCUUCUUGGAUAGAAUGAAUCCUACAGAAGCACAGGUGGCAUCCUGCAUUGACACUGCUCGGGAAAAGCAGUGGCCCGAGGGUCCUCAAACCUCAAUGGACUCAAGACCUCAAAGGACUCAAGAGGAGAAGAGUGGCACGAGAGAACGAGCUCAACAACUCAUCAAUACCAAAUAUUCAAAGUAUCUUAUACUCAAGAAGACUGAUGUGGAAACAGUGUUUAAGAUCUUCCAAGAGGCUGAGGAGAACAGGAAAUUGGCCUAUAUGCUGCUAUCAUUCCUGUUGCAUGAAUUCUUGCCCGGAGAACCUGCUCUUAAUGUGAUAGCUCAACUAUAUGUGAAAGACGUCAUUUGACUUCAAAUAGAAUCACAGUUUUUUUAGCUGUUUAUUUAUUAUAAAAUGAUUAGUAUACAUUUUAUCAUUCCAUAGUACUGGUCAUGUAAUAUUUUAACAUAAAUAUAUUUUGAAUAAAUCCUCUCUUUUUAUGAAUGCAUUUGAACUGUGAAGUUCAAAAUGAAUUGAUACCUCAUGGAAUACUGUGACGACAUUUUUAAUUCAUUUCCCAAUCUCUGGCUGCCCCGCAGAAUUUUGUUUUGAUGUUUCUGAAGUUUUUUGCUAUGCACCACUUAAAUCACUUUAUUAUUUGGUUGUUGAAAUGUCUUGAUUGCUGAAAUUUACUACAAUUUUUUUUUUAAACUGAACUUUUUUGACAUUCAUGUCACUUCAGGGAGCACAAUGGGACUGUAUCAAACCUCACUUAAACUUGUUGUACAGUGUAUGACAAAUAAGUUAAGUAGCCUAUAUUUCUGAAGAAGCAAGCUUUUCAUGUCUUCUGAAAAGGAACUCCACAAAUGCUCCACAAGUCAUGAACCAGGCCUACUAAAACUGAAAGCCAUUUAAGAAUAAGAAAGAUUGUUGGCCUAAUUGAAGGGUUCGGUUUAUUUUAAAAUGUGUUAUGUGUUAUGUGUUUAUUUUAAAAUGUGUGUGGGAGAUUCAUGAGUGUAUCCAGAAAGCUAAUGUUUCUGCAAAUUUCAAUAAAUGUGUUUCACCUGUAA